Fonsecaea erecta is the source of this 354-nucleotide messenger RNA. RefSeq lists its product as hypothetical. The transcript has a single exon. NCBI's taxonomy places the organism in Eukaryota, Fungi, Ascomycota, Eurotiomycetes, Chaetothyriales, Herpotrichiellaceae. The record is from RefSeq and is a predicted model, not a curated record. Bases 1 to 354 code for a protein of 117 amino acids.
AUGUCUCUGCUGAAGAAAGACUUGAUCAGGCUCAUUGAUCAGAUAGCUGACAACUGGGGAUCCAUCCGCAACAAGUUGAGUAAGCAGAAUGCUGGAGGUCGACUCUCUCCAUCACAGACACCCAAAAAGGAUGAGAAGACCAAGGGCCGGGCCCACCAGGGAGAAAAGCUUCCGAAGAACGAGAAAAAGGAUGAAGAUGAGCCACAUGACACCUACAAUGUCAACAUUCAAGCCAACAACCAAGGGCCGGCCAGUCAUAAAAAACUCUUCACCGUCCAAGUGGCUCCAAGCGCCACCAACGAGGAUUUCAGGGCCAGGAUGAGGAAUGCCGCUCAAGAUAAGGGGAUUAUCUGA